AUGAAGGAAUCUGAAAAUAAUCCAGAAAUAACUUCUGAAGAUGACAGCAGUUCAACAUCUUCCCCAAAAUCUGAAAAUUCUCCCCACAAAUCAAAGUUUGAUGUCCGGAUUACAAAUGCUGUCAAAGAUGGAGAUACACUUAAUUUUACAGUGGAGUCAACGAAGGUUGGUGAUGGAACAACGAAAGUGUUGGAAAGAAUAUUUGAAGAUUUCGAAUGGCUUCACCACUGUCUUAUAACACAAAAUAAUAUUAACGGGCUCAUCGUUCCUCCACUACCUUUAAAAGCUGAAAUUGACCCCAAGAGUGCAGAAAGUAAAUCAAGACGACAACUUGGGAAUGAUACGAAUGUUCUUGUUGGAGAUGAAUUCCAGAGAGAAUGCAGAAACUUAGAAAAAUACUUGCAUCUCGUUUUGGCCCAUGAGAUAUUCGGCAAAGAUCAUAGUCUUCAAAAGUUCCUUUCUGAAUCUGAGCCUCCUGUCCGUGCCAAAAUCAGAAAAGGACUAAUCUACAAAUUAUCAUCUGCAGUCGAUGAAGCUAGGAAAGGAAAUCAUAAGGAUAUUGAUGACUAUUUCCAGAAAAUGAGAGACUGGGUUAAUAAUUACACUACUUUGAUGAGGGAGACAUCAAAUAAUUACAACAAGAUGGUAAAUGCGCAAUAUAGAGUUGCUGGCUGUUACUGUCACCUGUCUACUGCUCUUACACAAACUGGACUUUAUAAGGAUGAAGAAUCAAUGAAAGUAAACAAGAUUUUAACGAACUUAAGUCUCAGUUUGGACGAUGCCAAACAUGAACUUGAAGUGCUAAGUGCCAAUGAUGAGAAGACACUUGGUUUCCACUUGGAUCUCUAUGCAAGAUACAUGGAAUCAGUAAAGGAGAUGCUGUUUCGUCGUACAUGUCUCCUCGUUGAUUAUGAAGAUGCAAACAGAAUGCUGGAAAAAGCUAAACCUCAAAAACGUCAACUGGCUGAGGAAGCGAGAGACAAUGCAUGGAAAUUGUAUGAUGAUUGUUCAGAAGUGGCAAGGAAAGAGAUGAAAGUAUUCAUUAAAGAACGACUGUUUUCAUCCCAAGAUGGUUUCACAACAUUUGCUGAGUCUCAGAUCCGAACUGCCCAAGACACCAAACAAAUCAAAUCAAAUAUCUAUCUAUCUAUCUAUCUAUCUAUCUAUCUCUCUAUCUAUCUAUCUAUCUAUCUAUCUAUCUAUCUAUAA
Acanthosepion pharaonis is the source of this 1209-nucleotide messenger RNA. Lineage: Eukaryota; Metazoa; Mollusca; Cephalopoda; Sepiida; Sepiidae. The record is from the annotation of a GenBank genome assembly.